AGAAGAUAACUUUGUUUUUUUUUUUAAUUCUCAUCAUCAUCAUCGUCAUCUUUGUGGAUAUAGAGAUAGAGAGAUAUGCAUCAUUUCGUACCAGACUUCGAUACAGAUGAUGAUUAUGUCAACAACAACAACACUUGUUCUUCUUCAUCUUUGACUCUUCCUAGAAAAUCCAUUUCUAUGAGAGGUGGUGAAGCAGCUGAUGAUGAUAAUGAUCUUAUGGAGCUUUUAUGGCACAACGGUCAAGUUGUUGUUCAUAACCAGAGACUUCACCACAACAACAACAACACCAAGAAGCCUUCUCCUUCUCCUUCUCCUACACCAAAGCUUCUUCACCCAUCUUCUAUGCAGCAGCAACCUCAACCGUCAGAUCAGAAUCUUUUUAUUCAGGAAGAUGAGAUGUCCUCUUGGCUUCAUUAUCCUCUCCGUGAAGAUGAUGACUUCUGCUCAGAUCUUCUCUUCUCUUCAGCUUCACCUUCUGUUCCACCCGCACCGACUACUGCUCCCUCUGUCACUGCGGAGAGACAGUUGACGACUCAACCGGUUUCAGCACCGAGACCGCCGGUGCCGUCGUCGUCGCAGAGGCCGCCGGUGAGGAAUUUUAUGAAUUUCUCGAGGCUGAGAGGCGAUUUUAUUAACGGUAGAGGUGAAUCUGGACCGUCGAUUUCCAAGGCGGUUGUGAGAGAAUCCACGCAGGUGAGUCCUAGCGGCGGUGGUUGUGCGACACCGUCGUCGGCGUUUAGUGAAUCUGGUUUAACUCGGCGGACGGAUGGUACUGAAAACUGCUCCGCCGUCAUAGCUGGAGGCGGAUUUAAUCGGAAGGGAAAAGCUGUGGCGGCGACGACGAAGAUGACGACUACGCCGGCAAUUGAGAUUCCUGGUACAUCUGCUUCUGCGGUGUCGAAGAGCGAAAUCGAACCGGAGACGACGGCGGAGAGAAAACGGAAAGAGAGAGAAGCCACUGAGGAAGAAACAGAGUGCCGCAGCGAGGUGCAGGAAACUAAACAAGGACGUGGAUCAACAACAUCUACCAAGAGAUCUCGUGCUGCUGAAGUUCAUAAUCUCUCUGAAAGGAAACGGAGAGAUAGGAUCAACGAGAGGAUGAAAGCUCUGCAAGAACUCAUUCCUCGCUGCAACAAGUCAGACAAAGCUUCCAUGCUUGAUGAAGCUAUUGAGUACAUGAAAUCUCUACAGCUGCAAAUACAGAUGAUGUCAAUGGGAUGUGGUAUGAUGCCAAUGAUGUAUCCGGGUAUGCAACAAUACAUGCCUCACAUGGCCAUGGGGAUGGGUAUGAACCAGCCUCUUCCUCCUCCUUCCUUCAUGCCUUUCCCCAAUAUGUUACCUGCUCAAAGACCACCUUUGCCUACACAAACCCCUAUGGGGGACUCUGUAUUCUCAGCACCUCAAUACCCUGUUCAUCCUUCUGACCCAUCAAGACUCUUUGUACAGAACCAGCAAUGUGAUCCAACAUCGAGCCAGCCUCAGUAUCCGGUUUACAUGGAUCCCUAUCAGCAGUUCCGCAGUGUCCACCCGAGUCAACCACCUCAGUUUCAGAAUCAAGCAACAUCGUACCCAAGUUCAAGCAGGGUAAGUAGUAGCAAGGAAUCUGAGGUUCAGGGAAACCACACAAAAGGUUAAAGCCUUGGAGCAGCCAGAGCAUCUGUUUUCACAAGCAAACACACACAAUUUUGAGAAAUUGACAGAGAGACCUAACAUGUAAAUCGCCAUCUCAGAUAACGUAUCUCGCCUGUUUUUGUUGUUGUUGUUGUUGUUGUUCUCUCUUUCGAGUUUGUAAACUUAGAGAAUUGUACAUGUCAAUAUCCAGACAUCUAGGAAUCAAUACAUAGAGGUUGCAGAGGAUUUAACAGUGAAGAGAAUAGAUCGAAAGUUAGGUUCAUGUACAAACCACAACAUCAUUCUUUCUUGUCAUUUACAAAUUUUGACAAAAGCAAGUCUUGAUAUGCUU
This is a messenger RNA of Capsella rubella, 1963 nucleotides long. Its product is annotated as transcription factor PIF1. Lineage: Eukaryota; Viridiplantae; Streptophyta; Magnoliopsida; Brassicales; Brassicaceae. Gene Ontology annotation, biological process: regulation of DNA-templated transcription. Bases 76 to 1635 code for a protein of 519 amino acids. The record is from RefSeq and is a predicted model, not a curated record. Gene Ontology annotation, molecular function: protein dimerization activity; DNA-binding transcription factor activity. Gene Ontology annotation, cellular component: nucleus. The transcript is spliced from 7 exons.